UUUAACUAGCCUUCUUAUAAACAAACACUACUUUGACAUUUGCAAGUAGAAGCAGAAAGCAGGAGAACUCAGUCUCAGCAACUCACAAGAGAGAAAGAACGAAAGAUAGAUGGAGUCAUUAGAUUGGUGUUUGAAUCUACCAAAGAUUGAACUACAUGCUCAUCUUAAUGGAUCAGUUAGAGAUUCUACAUUGCUAGAACUUGCUAGAGUUCUUGGAGAAAAGGGUGUCAUAGAUUUUAAUGAUGUGGAGAGUGUAAUUUCAAAAGAUGAUCGUUCUCUAGUUGAGUGCUUCAGAUUGUUCGAUUUAAUUCAUGCACUCACUACCGAUCAUGCGACCGUAACACGAAUAACAAAAGAAGUUAUUGAAGAUUUUGCUUCAGAAAAUAUUGUCUAUGUAGAGUUACGAACUACACCAAAGAAGAAUGAAGCUAUUGGAAUGACAAAACGGUCUUACAUGGAGGCGGUAAUAAACGGUUUAAAAUCCAUCGACUCAGUUGAUGUUGAUUAUAUUCCCUCUGGAAUGGCCCAACAGAAUUGUAGUACAACUCUGACUGGUGAUGCUAUGAGCAAUGGCACUGUGAGGAAAAAGAUUUAUGUUCGUCUUCUUCUUAGUAUUGAUCGUCGUGAAACUACAGAAGCAGCAAUGGAAACUGUUCAACUGGCAUUGGAAAUGAGAGACGUGGGAGUAGUUGGUAUUGACCUUUCUGGCAAUCCUGUUAUCGGAGAAUGGGCUACGUUCUUGCCUGCUUUGAAAUUCGCUAAGGAGCAAGGUCUUGCUGUUACUCUGCACUGUGGAGAGGUACCUGAUCGAAAAGAAGAAGUCAGUGCAAUGCUAGACUUUCUGCCCCAGAGGAUUGGCCAUGCUUGUUUUAUUAAAGGCGAAGAAAGGAUAAAACUGAAGUCCUCUAAGAUACCGGUUGAGAUUUGUUUGACGUCCAACAUCCGAACCGAACGCUUCCCUUCCUUAGAGUACCAUCAUUUCAUUGAUCUUUACAAAUCAAAGCAUCCUAUGGUUUUGUGUACUGACGAUACAGGGGUUUUCUCUACUACUCUUUCUCGCGAAUACAGCCUUGCUGCCUCUGCUUUUGGUCUUGGAAGAAAGGAAAUGUUUGAGCUGACCAGGAGUGCGACUGAGUUUGUUUUUGCUGACGAUGGAGUGAAGAUUAGCCUAAGAGAGAUAUUUGAUGCUGCUGCGAAGAAUUUUAAGUUAUGAGAAUAUCUGUCAUGUCAUAUAGUUGCAGAUAAUCAUUCAUCCAAUUUGUUGAUGUAUGUACUAGACUAGUAUAGUAAAGUCUAUUAACAAGGAAUCUGUUUCCAAGUACUGGUACUUAAAAGCUCAAGUUCUUAUGUUCUUAUGCCUGAAUUCUUACACUUGUUAAUGGUAAUUGGGGCUGUUUGUCAUA
Messenger RNA from Papaver somniferum (opium poppy), 1403 nucleotides. Its product is annotated as adenosine deaminase-like protein. Gene Ontology annotation, biological process: adenosine catabolic process; inosine biosynthetic process. The transcript has 11 exons. The record is from RefSeq and is a predicted model, not a curated record. Gene Ontology annotation, molecular function: adenosine deaminase activity. NCBI's taxonomy places the organism in Eukaryota, Viridiplantae, Streptophyta, Magnoliopsida, Ranunculales, Papaveraceae. The coding region runs from base 110 to 1213 and encodes 367 amino acids.